Messenger RNA from Achroia grisella, 2553 nucleotides. Its product is annotated as putative E3 ubiquitin-protein ligase UBR7. NCBI's taxonomy places the organism in Eukaryota, Metazoa, Arthropoda, Insecta, Lepidoptera, Pyralidae. Gene Ontology annotation, cellular component: cytoplasm. The record is from RefSeq and is a predicted model, not a curated record. The transcript is spliced from 2 exons. Gene Ontology annotation, molecular function: zinc ion binding; ubiquitin protein ligase activity. The coding region runs from base 154 to 2433 and encodes 759 amino acids.
UUGAUUCCGUUCGCCGACAUUCGCCGUCUAAAGUGCGACAGGUACUUGAAUUAAAAAAAAUUACUUCGCGCCUAAUUCCUAACCGGCUUUCUUUGUCAUAUUGGAAGGAAAUUAUUUGUUCAAUUCUUAUUAUAAGCAUAAAAUAUAACAAACAUGUCAUCGAACGGCGUAACAACGUCUGAGGAGGCCGACAUGGCCGAAUGCGAAGGAGAAAAAGUCGUAACAAUGUUGGACGUAUUGCAAGAACAAGAAGAGUUUGAAGAAGAUGCAAAUGCCGUAUUAGGUGCUUCUGACGAGAAAAACUGCACAUAUCCAAAGGGCUACAUCAAACGUCAGGCCAUCUAUGCUUGCUUAACAUGCUGUGAAGAUGCUAAAACUGAUCCGGCGAAGAGGGCCGGAGUGUGUCUCGCUUGCAGUCUCGCAUGCCAUGAAAACCAUGAGCUCAUUGAAUUAUAUACUAAACGUAAUUUCUGCUGUGAUUGUGGCAAUUCUAAAUUUAACUCUCAUCCCUGUCAAUUUACAACAAACAAAACAGACUUGAAUGAAAAUAAUGAGUAUAAUCAGAAUUUUAGUGGUGUCUACUGUACAUGCCACCGACCUUACCCUGAUCCGGAAGCGACAUUUGAAGAUGAAAUGAUCCAGUGCAUAAUUUGUGAGGAUUGGCUCCAUGCGUCGCAUCUCGAAGCAACAGUUCCAGGGAAUGAUCAUUACUCGGAAAUGAUAUGCAAGGCCUGUAUGGAAAACAUUGAUUUUCUACAUGACUAUAGCAAUUUUGCUGUCAACGUUGAAUGUGAUAUUGAUGUUAUAACUACGAAUGGUGAUACCACCAUGAUUAGCGACAUAACUGUAACUAAUGGAGAGUUAGAUAAAAACAAAACUAUUAAUGACCAAGAUAUUGACAUGACAGAUAGCAAAAUGAAUGACAUUAAUAAAGAUUGUGGUAGUAAUAAAAAAGAAGAAACUACAAGAAAUACUGAAGAUGCUGCAGACAAUGGUGUAAACUCUGAGUUAAAUAAGAAUUCAAGUGAAAAUGAUAAAUGUCUGGAACAAAAUAAUGAUAGUGAUUCCAGAAAUACAGAAAAUAAUACACAAUUCACAGGUGCAGAUGGAGGGACAAGUACCAUUGACCCUGACAGUUUGGAGCAACCAUCUAUGGAUACAGAUGGUAUUUUACAUGAUAAAAUUGAUAAAACCAAAGAUGAAAUUAAUGAAGCUCCUGCAGAACCAAUAAAAUCUGUUUCGGAAGUACAAAAUAUUAGUGAAGUAAACAAUACUGAAAAUACUGAAAACUCUGAGGAUAGUAAUAAACAUGUGAUAUCUGGUAAGAAUUCUGAUAACUCUGGAAGUGAGCUUACAGACAAUGUUUCAAUAGACAACACAGUUACGACUAAUGACAACCAAGAAAUUUCCAAGAAUGUAGAGGAGUCCACUUUGCAAAAUAUUACACACACAGAAAGUAAUGAAUGUAAUUCCAUCGACAGUAAACAAUCAUAUAAUAGUAAUGUGGAUGAUGCAUCUAAGCCAGAGACUGGGAUAGAUACCAACAUUAAUACUGAUAAAUCUCACGUACCACAAAUUACAACAGAAAAAAAACAAGAUGAUAACACUUCUGUUUCAGAAAUCACGAAUAUAGAACAAAAGGAAUUUGAAGUAAAUGUUACAAAAGAAAAAGAAAACACUGACAUAUCUGUCGGAUCAGAAAUUACUGAAAGAAACAAUGAUGAAAUGGACAAGAAUGAUAGUAUCUCAAAAUCUAAUGUAGAAAAUGACAUUGAUAUGAUAGAUACAACAAAUGAAAAGAACCUUUUAAAUGCAAGUACUGAAGUAAAAAAUGAAGCUGAAUCAAGCCAUAAAAUAAAUGAAAUUAAUGAUACUAUUGACCCUUCAGCUAAUAGUUCUUCAAAGGAAAGUAGAGUAGAAAAUAGUGACGAUAAAAAUAAUGACAAUAAAAGAAAGUUAGAUGAAUACUCAUCACAAGAAGGCUCUGCAAAAAAGGCAAAAUUAGAGGAAACCGAAAAAUGUGUCAGACCACGAGGAGUUAAAAGGAUAUAUAAAGGAGCAACAUUUUGGCCGUCUAAUUUCCGACAAAAGUUAUGUACUUGCAGCGAAUGUAUAUCUAUGUACAAAGAUUUGUCUGUACUUUUUUUAAUUGACCCUGAAGACACUGUAACAGCUUACGAAACAUUAGGUAAAGAACGAAAUGAAGGUAAUUCAGUUUCACAAUAUGAAAAGGGCCUAAAAGCUUUAUCAUCUUUAGACCGCAUACAACAAAUAAACGCCUUGACUGAGUAUAACAAAAUGAGAGACAAAUUGUUAGACUUUUUGAAGAGUUUCAAAGAUAAAAAGGAAAUUGUCAAGGAGGAAGAUAUUAAGGCAUUCUUUGCAGGAAUUAAAGCUAAACGCGAACCUGACGGUGUUUACUUCUGUAGAUAAGAUAUCGUAGUUUUAAGAACUUGUCUAUUUUUAUAUCCAGUAUUUUUAUUUAACAGCAUUCCCUGUGCUUAGUUAUUUCUAGGUUCCAGAAUAUUCUUUUAUCCUAUUAUAUGCAUUUUU